Messenger RNA from Colletotrichum navitas, 1057 nucleotides. RefSeq lists its product as uncharacterized. Bases 1 to 672 code for a protein of 223 amino acids. The record is from RefSeq and is a predicted model, not a curated record. Lineage: Eukaryota; Fungi; Ascomycota; Sordariomycetes; Glomerellales; Glomerellaceae. The transcript is spliced from 5 exons.
AUGGGCAGUAUGGGCCAUAUGGGCAGUAUGGGCAGUAUGGGCAGUAUGGGCAGGCCGUUGCCUCUAUUUUGCCUUGAAUCGCCUGACUUUGAAUCGCUUGAAUCUGAAGAGUUUUUAACUUUACGCAACUUUCUGAAUCCUGGCCUUCUCAUUGGCUUAACUCACUGGCCGCCGACCAAAUCACACUGGCAUUCUACCGCUACCCAGAGUCCCCUCGAAAACCAGUGGGUGGGACUGGCGCGCAAGUGGAGUGAGCACGAGUCCUUGGGAAUUAAGACAUGGGGAGAAAGGGCCGGCAAGUGGUCCAAGCCCGCGACGAUGGAGACGAGUCGAAUCCAGGUAUUCUACUACGUAGUAUUCCCUACUGUUUGGCAUGCAUAUCCCGGCACAUCACACCCUCCUCGACCAGACCAAACCCUUCUGUCGGUCCUUCUAGCGCCCUUCUAUUUGCCCCCAUUGACCCAAUCUCACGCUCCGGCCCUUUCAUCCAUCUUGAUUCGUCUAUCUGACGACGAUCAGAGCUUCUCUGAGACUCCCUAUGCGCUGCCCAAUAUCAGACAGACGGUCGCUCCGGACGGAACGCUUAUCUGCACAGCUCUCUCCAGUGGCCCAGAGACACCAUCGUCAUGCGGGUCCUUUGGGGCUGCCACACCCAUGCCCACAGCAACCUAGGGGUGCUCCAGUCUAACUGGGGGUCAACUCGGGGAACGAACCAAGAGUGUAUCUUCUUCCAGCUCGCCUCGGGACGAGUACACUAUGUAUGUCGCUCAGAGGGGGGGGGGUUUGCCGGGGAUGACACUGCCAGUGCGAAUUUCUGUCUACACUACUAGUAUCCGUAUACUGCACUCUAUGGUUCGCGACGCAGCGGGGGCGCGGAGUGUUGCACGACUCGGUCAUCACUCACCAGUCAAAGUGGCUGCUGGCCUGGAUUGCCUCGAGUCAGCCCAAUUGAUUGCAUCUAGCAAAACACAUGGUACCGCGCUUACGGAAUUGCUGCGAUACCCCCUCAAACUGUCAUCAGCCCGACGAACCCCUUAAGUCAAGGGAGAUUGUCGGG